Messenger RNA from Marmota flaviventris (yellow-bellied marmot), 534 nucleotides. The record is from RefSeq and is a predicted model, not a curated record. Lineage: Eukaryota; Metazoa; Chordata; Mammalia; Rodentia; Sciuridae.
AUGGUGGGAGGAAAGGCCACAUGUAAGUGCCUGAGGAGCUCUGAUGAAAAUGAGGGGGCCAUCUUGGAUGUCCAGUGGAGCCUCUGGCUCACUCCAGUCUUAACUGCUAUCUAUCUGCAACCUCAUGAGAGGCCUAAAAUGAGAACUCCCUCUCCAAUUUUAGGUGAAGCCCUCCUGAGCAGUGUGAAGAAGAAGAGGCGAGAACGAACCCCAGACCGAGCAAAGCUGCGUGCCGCUGCAUCCCUGCGUCCAGCACCACUGUCGCCCAAGAGAAAGGCUGAAGGGGAUGCUAAAGGAGAUAAAGCCAAGGUGAAAGAUGAACCACAGAGAAGAUCUGCAAGGUUGUCUGCCAAACUUGCUCCUCCAAAGCUAGAGCCCAAGCCUAAAAAGGCCCCUGCAAAGAAAGGAGAGAAGGUACCCAAAGGGAAAAAAGGAAAAGCUGAUGCUGGCAAGGAUGGGAAUAACCCUGCAAAAAAUGGAGAUGCCAAAACAGACCAGGCACAGAAAGCUGAAGAUGCUGAAGAUGCCAAGUGA